Vespula pensylvanica (western yellowjacket) is the source of this 1286-nucleotide messenger RNA. It is a transcript of the gene RFeSP, whose product is annotated as cytochrome b-c1 complex subunit Rieske, mitochondrial. NCBI's taxonomy places the organism in Eukaryota, Metazoa, Arthropoda, Insecta, Hymenoptera, Vespidae. Gene Ontology annotation, molecular function: quinol-cytochrome-c reductase activity; 2 iron, 2 sulfur cluster binding. Gene Ontology annotation, biological process: mitochondrial electron transport, ubiquinol to cytochrome c. The transcript is spliced from 4 exons. Gene Ontology annotation, cellular component: membrane. Bases 92 to 916 code for a protein of 274 amino acids. The record is from RefSeq and is a predicted model, not a curated record.
AGUGCCAUCUGUUCGAAAUAACGUCUUCGUAGUCUGCUCGUUUAUUGCGACUUAGCUGUCCGUUCAUUUUUGCGUAAGUCUUCGCGUAAAAAUGAAUGUGAUCGCGAGAUCUGCGAAUAUUUCGCCGUAUUUGAAGGCAACGGUGACGGUUGUUUCAAAUGGAGGAAGAACGGUCGCAGCGACUGGUAAGGUUCAAAGACCACCGAUUGUCGUUCCUGCUCCCGUCACACCUAUACUCAGUGAUACUAUGCAGCGGAAUAUUAUUUCUGGAGUUGUAAGAGUUAACUCAAGUAUCUCAGCAUCCACGCAAAUACAACAGUCUCGCAUGGCUCACUCCGACAUCCAAGUUCCAGACUUUGCGCACUACCGCAGAGACGAAGUUAAAGAUCCGUACGCGAAAAGUCGCGAAAGCGCUGCGUCUAGGAAAUCGUUCUCUUACGUUUUGGCAGCAGGUACUGGUUUAGCCGCAGCUUAUUCGACCAAAACGAUAGUCUACGAUCUUGUAGCGACUUUAAGCGCAGGUGCCGACGUAUUGGCAUUGUCGAAGAUAGAAGUAAAUCUAGACGACGUGCCGGAAGGAAAGAACGUAGCGUUCAAAUGGCGCGGCAAGCCUGUAUUUGUCAGACACAGAACGGCAGCCGAAAUCAAGAAAGAAGCCGCGGUCGACGUAGCCUCUCUCCGUGAUCCACAACACGAUAGCGAUAGGACGCAGAAACCGGAAUGGUUGAUUCUAAUCGGUGUAUGCACGCAUUUGGGUUGUAUACCCGUUGCGAAUGCCGGAGAUUUCGGUGGUUAUUAUUGUCCGUGUCAUGGUUCGCAUUACGACGCCAGCGGUAGAAUCAGAAAAGGUCCAGCUCCCUUGAAUCUCCAGGUUCCGCAGUAUAGCUUCCAAGGGAACAUACUGGUCGUCGGUUAAUGAUGGUUCGACAUGUGUAGUAAUAAAUUGAACAUAUUUCAUAAUAGAAUAUUCGACGUAUUAAAUCCUUUUCCUGACAAUAGGAUAACGAUUAAUCGAAUACGCAUCGAGACGGUUUCGUAUAUUACGAAACGUCAGUGUUUCGCUGUUCGGGUAUUCGACGUGAUUCACGAUGUAAAAGUUGUACAGACUCUGUAAUAAAAAGAGAGACAUGUACACGUUGCACGCUCACAAGUAUUAAUCGUUGAUUUAAUAUUAUUUAUGAAAUUUGUAUGGAUCUGAAAGGAUCGGCGAGUGGAUUGCGAUCGGAUGAAUGAGCAUUGAUUGUAAGAUUUAAUGAUUAAAGGGAAGAUUAAACGUUUAAAAAGUA